This is a messenger RNA of Scomber japonicus (chub mackerel), 5504 nucleotides long. RefSeq names its product microtubule associated tumor suppressor 1a (gene mtus1a). Gene Ontology annotation, molecular function: microtubule binding. The record is from RefSeq and is a predicted model, not a curated record. The transcript is spliced from 15 exons. Gene Ontology annotation, cellular component: cytoplasm; nucleus. Lineage: Eukaryota; Metazoa; Chordata; Actinopteri; Scombriformes; Scombridae. Bases 562 to 4425 code for a protein of 1287 amino acids.
UGGAGCUGAGCGCUGUCCUGAGCUGGACCUUGACGUGCCUGCAGCGGGGGAGCCGAGUCACUGCUGAUCCACUGCUGCAGUAGGCCUGCUGAAUGAAGUCACGUUACCUCAUUGAGAGGGGAGGGCAAAAAAAGAGAGAGAGGGAGAGAGAGAAGCUAACACCAGUGCAGGGGGGCACCCUCGUCCACUGUGAACACGAGGAGAUAGGAGUGUUGGGACGGGUGCUGUUGAUGUGUGGUUGAAGCAGUCACACAACAUCACUGUCCGCUCAGUCGGCUGGAUUUAGUGCUUUGUAAGGAAAGUAGUAAUGGGAUUGUCUCUACGAGGGUCAAAAUGAGCCAAGUGAACCUGCAAAAACUGAAUGAUCUGUGGAGGCGUUCACUUCUUCACUGCAAAUCACUGAAAGAAGAGGACAAGUAUGGAUGUUUGCACUAGUUGAUCCUUUUUUUUGUCAAAGUUAUCGAUGCCCGAUCAACCAAUUUGAUGGAUUACAGCACUGCCAACCAACUGUGAGUUUAUUUAUUACUACAGAAGCAGGAAAAAAGCUUUCUGAAUUCUUAAAUGUUUAGUAAGACAUUUAACAUGUCUACUGAGAAUCACAUUGAGACGGCCGUUCGUCUGCCGCACAGAGGCUUGCAGCUGGGCCUCUCUCCUGAGAGCCAAUACAGCGACUCGUCUCUGAGCCCGUCACCUGACUCCCCCAGUAGUAUUUCCAUCCUGAGUGAGAGAGAAGCCAGCAGCUCCCCUGACGAUAACAUGCUGGAGUUCUGCCUCAGCGCAGCCUCUCCUGUGGAUAACCCUCAGGACACAGUCUUACUGCAGGAUAACUUGUUGUGUGGUGUGAGCAUGAACCUCAACCAAACUUUUAUCACCACACCUGUGAAUGACAGCAUGAAUUUCUGGAAUGAAAACUUGAGUCUGAGGAGCAGUCAAGAGACCACAUCAGAGCAGUGCCAACCUUUUAGUAAGAACGCAGAGUGUGGAAGUAGCAGUGUGGUGACAUCUCCAGACUCUGCGGGGAGGGACAGCCGGCUGAGCUCACGUGAAACGUCCCGUAGAGGGUCUGUGGAGAAUGACUGCUGCUCUAUCACCUCUGGGAGAAUGGCGAUGACGACCAACAGUUUUUGGCUGGCAGACCAGUCCCUUGUGGUGUUCUCUUCCCUGGAAGAAUCUAUCUCUCCAGCUGCAGUACAUCCAGUGUUGCCUGCUGAAUCUGACUUGGUGUCACCCACUCUGCCGGACGUGUGCGAAAAAUCCACAGAAUUAGUCAUCAAGGACAACCUAGGCCACCCGUGUCUUGGCAUGACUUUCACUGAGACAGAAAGCUGGGAGCUGCCCCCUGAGGAAAAUGAUAUGGAAACAUCCAACUUUCUAGUGCUGCCAAGUGAGAAAGAAGGAGGUAUGCUGAUGACCUUUACAUGUGAAGCGUCUCCUACAGAUGCUGAAAAGGAGGUGCAAUUUGCUAGUGCUGAAGGCAAGACCUUUGCGUCCACUCUGUCAGCUCUACAAGACAUUGGUAGGGAUGUUAAUACUUCAACACCAAUACAAAACAUUGGGAACAAGAUACCCAGCCUCCCCUCCCUUUCAGAGUCCCCCUUCACUGGAAACGAGGACAGCUCAGGACUCCACUCUGCUAAACAGCAGCAAAUCUCUGCCACUCCUACAAAACGUCAGGUUGCAGGUCUGCUGCCUUCAGCCAGUGGAGGGAAAAAAAUGGAAAUUAAAAAGUUUCCCAAGACAGACUUCAGCAAUGUAAAGUCUAAAAUAGUGACAAGAAAUGUGCAUCAAAUGGCUUCACAGCAUAAAACACCACAAGAUAAUCACUCAGCAAAACACACUGAAGUACAUAGAGGAGCAUCUGUCAGGAUCAGUCCAGCUAAGGUGAGGAGCAGCUCUACAGUUGCUUCUGCCAACUCUAAAAUGCUCAAUGAUGCUCAGAGACGGAUGAAUAAAGGGGCUGCACACAUGUGCGAGACAAUGAAACAGUCAUCUGGCCACACCUCAGGGGAUGAACUGAAUAACAGGAGAGGAUCCACUACUGAUCACCCUUCACUUGCAAACACACAUGCUUCAGCUGUCGAGUGCAGUAACGCCAGCUCUGAAACCGAGCAGGCAGCCUCAAGUCAACCAGCCCAGCAUGCUGGCAAUGAGACCUUCUGCUUCUCACCUUUAGAAAAAUCCCCCGACAGAGGUGGCCAAGCAGAUCCCAGACCAACUCCAAAGAAAGGCGUGUCAAAGAAAAUUGAGGUCAAGUCAGGCUCCGCUUUAGGUCAAGACAAGCUUCCUGGAUUCAAGACACGGCCUCGCCACUCAUCAGAGAGUUUAUCAUUGUCCAUGUCACCCAAGUUGCAGAGACUGACUCAAAGACUCUCAAUAAGCGUUACCAAUCCCAAAGAUGACAUCCACCUGGGCCAGACCAAACCAGGAAGCCUGACCUGCUCUCCCCAGAAUAAACAGGCCAGACAGGCAAAGGCCACAAAGGGACUUGCUGAAAACUCUAAUAGAGGGGUCAAGAGGAUCAGCCUGGUGGUAGAGUCCAGAAAAGCAACAGCCCCAGGAACCUCAUGCAAUGAGAGUAAGAGCAGAUUUCUAUUACAGCCAUCCCCUAGACAAACAAGAGGAACACCACCGUCACAACCUCCAGCUUUUAGUCCCAGAUCAGCCACUCAGUCAACCAGGCAGAGACAAGCAACCGUGGGGAGAGAUGAAUGCAGGAUCUCCAGAGCUGUAGGCACACCACAGGCCAAGCACAAGAGUGCUACAGGCAGUCAGAAGGCUGAGACAACAGGAGAGCCCUCUCUAGGAACUGGAACUGCUUCAACAGCAAGUAUUAAGCCCCAACUGAAUGGAUCCCGACCUCUACAGAAUCCCACUCGUGCCUCUUUUAUGGGCCAUCCCCCUACUUCUGCUUCUAGACUAACACGCAAGACCCUGGGGCCAUCCAGGAGCCUUACUGGGGCAAGUGUUCACAGUGAGCAGAGUGAAGGUGCUGUCAGUACACCAGUUUCAGGAGGAACUGCACAUAAACAAACUCCAUUCAAAACUACUGCGCUGAAAGCAAAAUUCACCACAACCUCGGGGAAAAUCACUGGACCAACAUGCAAGCCUGCAGCUUCUACCAGCAAAGGACCUUCAAAUUUUACAGUCACUCCACUGAGAAGGACGGCUUCUGCAAGACUUGCUCGUGUAACAUCAAGUGGACCUGUGGACAAGAACAAACCCAAGGCCAACUCCUGCCAGCAACAUCAGCAGCAGCAAGCAUCACAACCAAACCAGAGUAAUGGACCUCCGGAUGUGGUACCAGCGGGUGGCGCAGAGAGUAAAAGAAAGGACCAGAGUAUCCAGAAGCUCAGGGAACUCCUCGCAGCCAGUAACUGCAGAUUUGAGGCAUUCAUCGUCGUCUUGCAGCACGCUCUGGCUGAGCGUGAUGAAGCCACGAGGCAUUGCAGGGAGCUGUCACAGGAGCUGGUCAAUCUUCGAGGAGAGCUGGUUUGCUCAGUCCAUUCGUCUGAACGUCUGGAGAAAGAGAAGGAGGAGCUGCGAUUGGCUCUGGAGGAUGCGCUGCUGAAAGUGCAGGCACAGCACCAGAAGGACCUGAAUGAGCUGGAGCAGAGACUGCAGGCCUUCUACCAGGCCGAGUGGGACAAGGUCCAUCUCAACUACCAGGAUGAGGCCGACAAGUGCAAGAGUCUCAUGCAACAGCAGUUGAGUGAGCUUAAAGCCAAUCAUGAAGCCUUGAAGCUGGAACUUGAGAACAGCCAUACAGAGCAGCUGCAGUGUGUUAAACAGCAGUAUGAAAACUCGCUGGAAGAGCUCAGGAAAACCCACAAUCAGGAGCUGCAGUCUUUGGACAAAACUUUGAAAGAAGGAGAAGCCGCUUUGUCUGGACAGAUUCAGGAGCUGACUGAAGAGAACAAUGCCCUAAUUGAGAAGUUAACGGCAGAGGAGAAGAGGAGGAGAGAGCUGGCUGAAAAGUGUCAGAAGGACUCCCACACCCUGUACCUGGAGCAGGAGCUGGACAGCCUCAAAGUGGUGCUGGAUAUCAAAAACAAACAGCUCCACCAGCAGGAGAAGAAGAUGAUGGAGAUAGACAAACUGACAGAGAAAAAUGUAAAGUUGGACGAGCACCUGAAGAAGGUCCAGCAGGAGAAUGAGGAUCUCAAAGCACGCAUGGAAAGACAUGCUGCACUGUCAAGACAACUGUCUACCGAGCAGGCGGUGCUACAGGAAUCCCUUCAUAAGGAGUCCAAGGUGAACAAGCGUUUGUCGAUGGAGAACGAGGAGCUGAUGUGGAAGCUGCAUAACGGAGACCUCAGCAGCCCCCACAAGGUUUCCCCCACCUCCACUUCACCUUCCCACUCUUUCAGCUUCCAGUCGCCCCGCAGCUCCGGCAUCCUAUCCAGCCCUCCGGUCUCACCCAGAUAACGACGGGGCUCCUGCUUCCAGCAAGCAGACCUUCUCGUUUUUUGAGUUGUCCCUCUGGAAUGAAGAGCCAUGUUUGUUUCCUGUGCGCUUAGCAACACAACAGCUCGAGCCUUGGCUCCGUCAGGAUUGACAUUUUCUGUACAGAGACACUACAAACUGUUUAAAAAAAAAAAAAAAAAAAAAUUGUUGUUGCACAGAAGCACUUAAUAGCAAGGCCACCUUGUUCUUUGCCUUUCACGUCUGAGGGGGGAAGAGGGGGGAGGAAAUCUCAGGACUUCUAUGUAAUGAAACACUAUUUUUGUUACAUGUAGUUGUUGGCAGAGGCUUGUCUUUCCUGAAGCUCAACACACAUACAGUACAUUCAGUAAAAUCAAUAUGCAUACAUGUGCAGACGUAGCCCUGCAGUAUGAGAGAUGUCUUUGUGUGUUUGGAGACUACAGCCAUGGAAAGUCUGGAUUCAGAAUUACAGAUGCAGAUGACAUUGUCCCUCCCCGGGAUGUACUUGUAUUUAAAUAUGUUCGACAUAUGUAGCGGCUUCUUUUGGAUUCCUGCACCAUUUCUCACCGCUAACUGUGCAAGAGUGACACUUAAAACUGUCACGUUACCAACACACCCACUGCGCUGUACAGACCCUCCAUGUACAAAAAAAAAAAAAAAAAAAAGACGUUAUCGUUUUCAUACGCAGGCUGUUUUCCAGCCCAGAUCUCUCAUGGGCAUGUUCAGAACUUCCAUAAGGUUAUUUUUAGAUCAACAGUUUUGAAUAAGAUCUGUGGCCUCAAACAUGUUUAUUUUUUUCACUUUUGUUUGUUCGACCAAGGGACCAAUCCAAGUCUUUGUGCAUGUGUUCGGUUCUUGUCAAACGCCCCACCCCUUAACUGAACUCCCUCACGCAGCUUUAAAGUCGGGGUCUUUGCAAAGAGUUGACGGGAAGUAGCUUUGCUUGUACUUGUCGGAGACACUGCAGCUUGGAUAUGUCUCAAAAGAGUAUUUGUGUGGAAUUGAUGUUAUCAGUGUGUUGAUCCUGUUUGAAAUAUGCAAUUAAUAAAAGUCUUGUUUUAAAUCUGGUAUAUUAAAGUCAA